This is a messenger RNA of Grus americana (Whooping crane), 3031 nucleotides long. RefSeq names its product thioredoxin domain containing 15 (gene TXNDC15). The transcript is spliced from 5 exons. The record is from RefSeq and is a predicted model, not a curated record. Lineage: Eukaryota; Metazoa; Chordata; Aves; Gruiformes; Gruidae. Gene Ontology annotation, cellular component: cilium. The coding region runs from base 531 to 1649 and encodes 372 amino acids. Gene Ontology annotation, biological process: cilium assembly.
AGCAGACCGAACCUGAGCCCCUCCACCGUGUCGAUACACCGUGUCGCUGCACCGUAUCACACGGUUGUCGGUGGAGCUGCAAAGAUGCGAGUGAACGUGUGUGCCUGCCAUACCGGGGGUUCGGCCGGGCUGACGUGAGAAAACUCUGUUAAAAACCCCACGAUUUGUAUUUAAUAGCGGCAGGGACUGGGACCUUAGAUGGAUUCCGUUGUCUUGAGCUGCUCUCUGAGCUCCAGCAGAUUUCUGUCCCCUCGUUUGAGGGUUAGGGACACAGGACGGUAUUUUUGGAGCCCGCAGACGAACGCGACUGUGGCAAUCGCGUCCCCGCCGCUGCGGCCCGCGCUGCCCCCCUCCCUCCUAGAAAUACAAACUUCUAGCGAGCGGUCGGAGGACGAAGAGCGCACCGGGCGCAGCUCGUCCUGCCGGCAGCGAACGCCCAGAGCCGGUCCCUGGUCGGAACCGCCGCCACAGCCCCGCCGCCGCCUCUACCGGUAGCGCAGCCGCCGCUGCCCGCCCCGAGCCAAGACAACAUGGCGGCACGCCGCCCUGGCCGCGCUACGCACGCGCGCACCGGAAGCGGAAGCGAGCGGAAGCGGGACAAGGCUCCGGCGGAAGUGGCCGUUGUCUGGGGAGACGCAGCGCUGUGGAGACGGCCGGGGCCGAGGAUGUGGCGGCUGCUGCUGGCGCUGGCCUGGCUCGGUAGGGCUCUCCCUGCAGGGGCGGUGACGGAGCAGAACGCUGGCGGGCAGCCCCGCUCCCCCGGGGGCGGCUCCGUGCAGGGCAGCGGCGAGCCGGUGCGGUACCGGACCGCGGAAAUGGCGGACGCGAUGCUGGGCAGCGGGUUCCCCGCGCAGCAGGCCGUGGUGCUCUCGGUGGUGCCGGGGGAGGCGAGGGAAGGCCAGGCGUCCGGCGUAGCCAAGGGGGCUUGCGAUGCGGCGGCCGGAGGCGAUGCCUGCGGCGCGGGGAGCAGCCCGGCGGGUCCCCCCGGCCAGGCGGGCAGCCAGGGCCGGGAGCAGGCCGUGCUGGAGACGGUGCUGCCCGCGCCGGCUGAGGAACCCAAUAGCACCGACAGCGCCAAAGCUCCCAAAGUGAACUGCGAGGAGAGAAACAUCACCGGCAUGGACCGCUUCACGCUGCAGAUCCUGAACGUGUCUCAGGACCUAAUGGAGUUCUUAAACCCAAACAGCAGUGACUGUACGUUAGUCUUAUUCUAUACGCCGUGGUGCCGCUUUUCUGCCAGUCUGGCACCUCAUUUUAAUUCUUUACCUCGAGCGUUUCCUACUCUUCGCUUCCUGGCGCUGGAUGCAUCUCAGCACAGCAGUUUAUCAACUAGAUUUGGAACUGUGGCUGUACCCAAUAUCCUCCUUUUCCAAGGUGCUAAACCUAUGGCUAGAUUUAAUCAUACAGACAGAACGCUGGAAACACUGAAAGACUUCAUUUUUAAUCAAACAGGUAUAGAAGCUAAAAGCGAUGUGGCUGUGACCGAGGAAGACUGGGAAGGGCCCCUGCCCAGUGUGCUGACAAAAGGCAUAGACUGGCUGCUUCUCUUUUCUGUGCUCUUCCUGGCUAGCUUUGUCAUGUACGCUACUGUUCGAACGGAGAGCAUUCGGUGGCUGAUCCCAGGACAGGAGCAUGAACACCAAGAAUAAUCUGAGGUGCUGAAAUAGGGACAGAAUUUCCCGCUUAUUGGUAAAGCAGGAAUUUGCAUGGACUAGAAGUACGUAAGAAUGGACUGUUGAAUUUGUUGGUUGUAAUUUAUAACCUUGACUGAACGUCUGCUUUAUUUAUCAACUACUGAAUCUGUAAAAAGAAAAUUUGUGGCGAAUAAUGUGGUAAGUAAACAAAUAUGAAAAAACAUGAACUAAAAAAGUAUUUAUUAAGCUGCUCUGAUGGGCUUAUUUUUCACAGACUCGUAGAUCAAGUAAGGAUUUUACAACAUGUUGGCCCAUGUGCGUGGCACUGCUUGGCACAGGAGUGGCAUUGCUUCUGCUCUGGUGGAAUCUGAGGAUUUCGUACAGAUCCUACAGGCGUAUGAACUAAAGCUGCUACACGUUCAAUGUGGUAGACACUACGGAGUUAGGAUGCGUUGGCCCACUUGGAUCAUGUUAUUCUGGAAUAGUAAUGUUUUAAAGGGAUACACUGGUGAAUGGUGAUGUUCCUCAAUUAGUUUGUCAGUAAAAUGAGCUAUGAAGAAAAAAAUGGUUUUAAAAAUAGUGUGCUUCAAAUGAAUUAUUCCAGUGUUGAAGAGAUUUUAAUGUUAACAGCGUGUAUGCCAGCAAUGGUAACAGCAGUUGACAGGGUGACUGUUUCCCACCCUUGGUGCUGGGGUUAAAUGUUUCCUUGUUUGCGGUGUUCUAGGAGUUGUGACGGGCAGUUCUUGAUAAGAUUUAGAAUAACUCCCAAAGCUCACCUCAUUAUUUUUGUGCAUGUGUACACAACUUAUUUACCACAUUCCUACAGAAUUAAAUUGCAUUCAUAGUCCUUACUCUUUUUUAAAUAAAUCAGGUUUUUAGUGUAACCUUUUAAGUCACUUUCUCACAGGACUGGAAGCAUGUGGCUUCUGAAGUACCUGCCUAAAUUAGCAAGACCAGUCAUGAGGUUUAUUUAAUUUUCUGCUAAUGUGUUUGCUGGUUGCACAGUCCGCAGCUGAGGCUACAUAAAGAAUUGAUAUGGGUUUUAGUUAUAAUUAGUAUGGAAGACUUUGAAUAAGGUAUGGACUGGAUCGUUGUGUAGUUUUAGGAUUAUUUGAUUGCAUAGCAUUUAUAUGUGGUGGAGGCUUGCCCUAGUACCUUGAUGGGAAGCUUUAGGGUGCAAAUCAAGCUAAAGAGAAACAAAGUCAUAAAGAGCUCAUAUCCCUGCAACAUAAUUCUUCAGCUAUUUUUCUGGUGGCCACAUCUUUCCAGUUUGGAAAGCUGAGAUCCUGUAUUUUGGUGUGUUAAAAGGGAACUGCACUGAUAAAACUUUGGUAUUACAGAAGAUAAAGCUAGGAAGUAUUUUAUUAAUAAAAGAUUCAAGAUUUUUGAACAAGAAA